GACCUGACAGCAAACAUGAACGAGUCUGCCAAAAUUGAAACAGAAGAGAAACAAGCUUUCCCCUCCAAUAAGCUCGCGUUGCCGCGCCGCCCCCUCCACGCCACGCCUGCACCCACCACCAAAAACAAAAAAAGUAAACGAGCACUUAGAACGGGACGGGAACACAAGCAGCAGGGGCGAAGCAGAACAGCACGAGCCGCCUCCGCCUCCGCCCCCGCUGGGAAUCUUCCUCCUCAGCCAUCCCAUUUCAUUAUAGGCAUUCCAUUCCACCACCGGCGCAUACAAAAAAUCAGCAGCGAUCGCGCCACUCCGCCGCGCAGGCAGGCGGUUCCGUCCCGGCUCUUCCCACCCACCCCGCCGAGGAUGGCGCCGUCCCCCGUCACGUGCCGCCCCUCCGCGGCGCGGCACCGCCCGCUGCUGGUCCGCGCCCCCGCGCCGCGCGCUGCCGACGGGGCGGCGCUGAUGCUGCCGCUGCCGCUGCGGAGGAGGGAGGCGCUGCUGGCCGCAGCGGCGCGGCCGCACGCGCGGUGGAUCGCGGCGGACCCGUGGGCGUCGGCACACGCCUGGACGAGCCCUGGAAGGGGCAGGGGGGACGCGACAAGGUGCGCGGCGGCGGGGCGGGUCGCGGGGAGCAGCAGCGCGGGCGCCGGGAGGAGCGCCGGGAUGGAGGUGGCCAUCGCCGCCGCUGCGGUCGUCGCCAUGGGCACGGGGAACCGCGUCCUCUACAAGCUCGCGCUCGUGCCGCUCCGGGAGUACCCCUUCUUCCUGGCGCAGUUCGCCACGUUCGGAUAUGUAGUUGUCUAUUUCUCGAUCCUGUAUCUUCGAUAUCAAGCGGGCAUUGUCACCGAUGAGAUGCUGUCUCUACCACAGAAACCUUUUCUAGUUGUAGGACUCUUAGAGGCUUUUGCGGCAGCAGCAGGAAUGGCAGCUGGAGCUGUUCUUUCUGGGGCUUCAAUACCAAUAUUGUCACAGACUUAUCUUGUCUGGCAGCUUCUUCUAUCUGCUAUUUUCUUGAAGAGGCGCUAUAGAAUUAAUGAGAUAGCAGGAUGCUUUCUAGUGACCGUUGGUGUCAUAAUAACUGUAGCAAGUGGAUCUGGUACUAGUGCUUCAUUUAAAAGUACUGGAAUUUUAUGGCCACUGCUAAUGAUAAUAUCGUUCUUUCUCCAAGCUGCUGACACAGUAUUGAAGGAAAUCAUAUUUCUAGAUGCUUCUAAGAAACUGAAGUGUGGCUCAGUUGAUCUUUUUGUUGUCAAUUCAUACGGCUCUGCUUAUCAAGCUCUUUUUAUGUGUCUCUUGCUUCCUUUCCUGUCAAAGUUAUGGGGAGUUCCAUUCCGUGUGUUACCAACGUACAUUAAAGAUGGUGCAGCCUGCUUCUUAAAUAUGGGAUCAAUAUCUGGUUGUGAAGGGGCGCCGCUACUACCACUACUAUUUGUGUUGGUUAACAUGGGAUUCAAUAUAUCAUUACUACACCUGCUAAAGAUCUCCUCGGCAGUCAUAUCUUCCUUGGCUUCUACAUUCUCAGUUCCGCUGUCCAUCUACGCUUUCACCCUACCACUGCCGUAUAUCGGUGUGGCAUCAUCUCUGCCACCUGGCUUUGUUGCGGGUGCAGCAGUACUCACCGCUGGCUUACUACUGUACAGCCUACCACAGGCACGACAUUUUGGAAAUACUUUUUCACAACAAAAAUGACUAGUUAGCAUCCAUUUCUUCAUUGAUUUAUCACCCUUCAUUCCAAGAUGGUGCUGGGUUCGAAAGGUAGAACAGAAGUUCUCCUCAGGGCCACCUGACUGAUGUACUCCGAUGUUGUAUGGUACAUAUCAUAUAUAUGUAUACCCACCAAUAAAGGCGAGGAAAUAGCAUACUGAUAUAUAGGGAAUAAAGAUCGAGAGGAGGACUAAGUAUCUGGCAGUCAGACAUUUGAUGUUACUGAGUGUGAAGGUCGGAGAAGAGUAUGCACAGCGGGGGCAGUAGCAUCAUCACCGCAGGGACGAAGUGAAAAGAUCAGCGGUUGCAGCACCAAUGACAGCCACAGGAGGAUCACUGUCGCUGCCAGCAACAUCAUCAGUACUCCUUUGCUCAUCGUCGACGCCACCGCCCUGCCCUCCUCUGGCUCCCCGGCUCCUGUCUUUUUUUUCUAGGUUUUCAUGUUUGUUGUGAGGAAGUUGUUGUACCAUGUGUGAGAGAAAGAAAACGUUGUACCCUACGGAGCUGGGAAGCUAUAUAUGGGCCAGAUGGGGUGUUUUGGCAUGUGUGUCCAUGUGACUGGGCAUGUUUGAAUUUUUUAUCCUUUUAAGCAUGUGUGCUUCCAUUUCCAGUAGAAAGCUGUACUUUUGGCGGACCCGGACCGUUGUACCAUGUGUGAGAGAAAGAAAACGUUGUACCCUACGGAGCUGGGAAGCUAUAUAUGGGCCAGAUGGGGUGUUUUGGCAUGUGUGUCCAUGUGACUGGGCAUGUUUGAAUUUUUUAUCCUUUUAAGCAUGUGUGCUUCCAUUUCCAGUAGAAAGCUGUACUUUUGGCGGACCCGGACCGUAUUUCUAUCUAUUAUAUGAAUUUCUAUAUAUUAUUAUUA
Zea mays is the source of this 2569-nucleotide messenger RNA. Its product is annotated as protein CLT1, chloroplastic. The record is from RefSeq and is a predicted model, not a curated record. The coding region runs from base 16 to 1689 and encodes 557 amino acids. The transcript is spliced from 10 exons. NCBI's taxonomy places the organism in Eukaryota, Viridiplantae, Streptophyta, Magnoliopsida, Poales, Poaceae.